Molecule: messenger RNA, 1604 nt
Organism: Chenopodium quinoa (quinoa)
Lineage: Eukaryota; Viridiplantae; Streptophyta; Magnoliopsida; Caryophyllales; Amaranthaceae
Product: signal peptidase complex subunit 3B-like
Exons: 6
Coding region: 86-592 (168 amino acids)
Biological process (GO): protein targeting to ER
Cellular component (GO): membrane; signal peptidase complex
Source: RefSeq, a predicted model, not a curated record
AGGAGUUUUCGGAAAUCUAACACCCCUAACAGCUUUUCUAACUCCAGCGAUUUAGGAGAGAGAAAAUUUGCAUCAAAGUUCAAAGAUGCAUUCUUUUGCAAACAGAGCUAAUGCGCUGCUAACUCUAGCAGUCACCAUUCUUGCAAUUAUGUGCGCUGCCGCUUCUAUUUCCGACAAUUUCAAUUCCCCUUCUCCUACUGCCAACAUUGAGGUGGUCAACAUUCAUAGAUUUCAGAAACUCUCCAGUGGCAAUGACGAGGUUGCCAUGGUGCUGAAUAUUUCAGCCGAUCUUCAGUCAUUGUUUACUUGGAAUACAAAGCAGGUGUUUGCGUUUGUUGCUGCUGAAUAUGAAACCAAAAAACAUGUACUGAAUCAGCUUUCACUCUGGGAUACGAUCAUAGAAUCAAAAGAUAAGGCAAAAUUUUCAGUUAGUAUCUCAAACAAGUACCGAUUUACUGAUCAGGGGAGCAAUUUGCGAGGCAAGGAGUUCAACUUGACAUUGCACUGGCAUGUUAUGCCCAAGACUGGAAAGAUGUUUGCUGACAAAAUUGUGCUGUCAGGACACCGUUUACCGGAGCAAUACAGAAAAUGAUACACCUAUUGAUCUCGUGGAGUUAAGACUAAGGUUGAGGUUAAGGAUGUUAACAUCACAUGUUUAGUCGAAAAUUUAGUCGAAAAGUAGUAAAGCUUUUGCUUCUUGCUGUCCAAAACAAAAAAAAUGAACUUCGAAUUUUCCAUUGUUAAACAUAUAAUGGAUUUUUUCACAAUACAAAGCUGAUCUCCACUACUGUCACAAUGAUCAAUGAUAUAGAAAAUAUAACUUUGGGUAUGACCAUGACUAAGAAGCAUGGCUACAAUUUUUCUUAGCAAUGUUGUCUUGGCUGAAAUACGGCUUUGGGCACUUUUGUAAUGACCAAUUUUGUGUUUUCCUGUUAGAAGUAUCUGCAGUCUGCUCCCAUCUCCCAUCGAGUAUCAAUAAUUGUCACGUAUUAAUGCAAGUUUUUUUAGCACAUUUUGUCCUCACUCGUACGCAUCCUGAGCAACCUUUUAGGGGAUACUCAUCCUAAAACUAUUUCCAACCAAACACGUUUAACUGUGGAGUAUCUUAACAUAUGAGUGUUUUGUACAAAGAAGAAAAAAAUGCAAAAUUAAAGCCUUUUAUUGGACAGUGACAAAAUUACAAGGCAAAUAUUAUACAAUUUCUGCUAAAAUAGGUGUGACAUAAUUGUAAUAAUCCCAGAAUUUUAAUGAAAAAUCUGUCCUAGCUAAUCAAUAGACCCUUCAUACCCGUAUAGAUUGCGAUUGACUUGGAAAGGUAUCCUGAUCGGCCUCUGCGAAAACAGCAAUGCCACGAGCAAAGGCGAAAGAGCCUGUACCACCAACCACUUUAAGCUCUUCUCUCUUCUUAUGUUCCAAUUGUUUUGCUUGAAUACUCAAGCUCCCUGAAUAUUCAGGUGUGCUGAAUGUCAGAUAUAUUACAUUAAAGGGCCGUCAAUGAUUGAAUUUUCUUUCAAGUAUACUUGCUCCUCAAGUACCAGAUUUGGCCACCUAAUCCACAGUUAAUAUCACAAAGCAUUUCUUUCGCAUAAUAUUUUAUCAGUAAU